UAAGCGUGUGCGUACCCGGUGGGUGGAGCUAAAGGGGGUGUGAAAGAAAUGACCACAAAUGUCCAAUUUCGGCAGUUUGCAUGACGUUUGUUGUAGCUAUGAAAUUCUCGCGUGGCUAAUGUUCGGGGAAUAUAUUCCGAUUUGAUUUAUAGUCCAUCCGCGUUUGGCAAGGAAGCUCGCAACGGCUCAGUGUUGGCAAUUUAUCAUCUUUCUCUUCUUUGAACUUUUCCACUUUCUCUAGCUAAAUUAGGUUGUUAAUAUAUGUAGCAAACAUCUCUUUCUUUUCGCUUAAUAAUGCAGGUAUGCAUUUAACUGGCUAUAUCGUUUUGUAGUAUGCAUGAAAAUGCAUCUUACUGACCAUGUUUUGGUUUGAUUGUCAGCUAGCUAACAUGAUGCAUGUUAUUUAGCUAGCCUAGCAGAAGCAGGGAUUUGACUGCGUACCCUGUCCUGUCAGCUAGCUAGUUGUCUUUCUAGUGCGCUUGGCAUUCCAUAGUACACAUUGGAAAAAAUAGCACCAACAUGUAUGCAAGUCGCAAGAGGAAAAAGCCCCAGAGAAGGCUACAUAACAAGACCGAGGAAUAUCAUCAUAUGAGACAUUGAUGGCAGACAUUCUCCUCCUCGUAGUGUGAAGCCACCUCCAGAAGGAGCUAAAUCAAACCCUUCCAAGAGGCACCGGGAACGCCUGAAUGGGGAGUUGGACAGGCUGGCCAGUCUGCUUCCUUACCCCCAGGAUGUCAUCUCCAAGCUGGACAAACUGACCAUCCUCAGGCUUUGUGUCAGCUACCUGCGUGCCAAGAGCUUCUUCAAUGUGACCCUACAAUCCACAGCCUCCCAGCGCCCAGAGAGUAAUGUUCUGAAGAAGAAAGAACUUCACGUUCCAGAGGGAGAGCUCUUACUACAGGUGUUGAAUGGCUUUGUUCUGGUCGUCACGGCUGGUGGCACAAUCUUCUAUGCAUCCUCCACCAUCCAGGACUACCUGGGCUUUCACCAGUCAGACGUCGUCCAUCAGAGUGUUUAUGACGUCAUUCAUAUGGAGGACCGAGCAGAGUUACAGAGACAGCUCCACUGGGCCCUGAACACCCCUGACACCGGACAGCUGGUCUCAGAUUCAGCCUCGCCACAGGCUGUCACAGCCUACAAGCCAGAGGCACUCCCACCAGAGAAUUCCACCUUCCUGGAACGCAACUUUGUCUGCAGGUUAAGAUGUCUCCUGGACAACUCCACUGGCUUCCUAGCCCUGAACAUCCAGGGGCGUCUAAAGUUCCUCCAUGGCCAGAGCGAUAGGACAAAGGAGGGCAAGGCCAUCCCGCCUCAGCUGGCUCUGUUCGCCCUGGCCUCUCCCUUACAGCCCCCCACCAUCCUGGAGAUCCGCACCAAGAACUUCAUCUUCAAGACCAAGCACAAGCUGGACUUCACCCCCAUUGCCUGCGACGCCAAAGGGAAGAUGGUGCUGGGUUACACUGAGGCUGAGCUGUGCAACCAUGGCUCAGGAUACCAGUUCAUCCAUGCUGCUGACAUGCUGCACUGUGCUGAGAACCACAUGAGGAUGAUAAAGACCGGAGAGAGUGGGAUGACAGUAUUCAGGCUGCUGACCAAGCUGACAGGCUGGGUGUGGGUGCAGGGUAACGCCAGACUGGUCUACAAGAACGGACGGCCUCAGUGUAUCAUCACAUCCCAAAGAGUCCUCACUGAUGAAGAGGGAGAGGACAACCUAAGGAAGCGGAGCCUCCAGCUGCCUUUCAGUUACACCACUGGGGAGGCUCUUCUCUACAACACCAGCUUCCCCAAGACUCUGCUAACAGGGGACUCCUUAGCAGGCGACACCACCAGCCCUGCAGGAAAUAUCACCAACAACAACCAGGAUGGAACCCUGGACCCUGACUCACUGCUGGGCUCUCUGCUGAAACAGGACAAGUCCAUCUACUGCUGCUCCCCUCACACUCAGAAUGAGCUCCAACUCCCUCUCCAACUCCAGGAGGAGGUGGCAGGGGUUCCACAGGAGGAGGUGGCAGGGGUUCCACAGGGGGAUUGUGGGGGCAUCUUCUCCAGCAGCUGGCAGGAGGGCAGCAUCCUCUCUCUGUCGGAGAGUGUCCUCUUCAAGCAGGAGCCGUUGGGGGUUGGUGGUGGCGGGGGGAUCGACGGCUUCUCAUCGGAGGACAGAGACAGGGAUUUGUGGAGCUUCAUGAUGAACCUGGGCAUCAGUAGGGAGGAUCUGGAGCUGUUCCAGCAGGAUGAGAUGUUCCUUGAUGUGGAUCUGGACACUGGCCGAGACGACCUCCUUCCUGACCUGACAGACGAGAUUCUCUCCUACGUACAGGAGUCUUUGAGGAAGAGGUCGGACUGGGGUCAGACUGUAUUCUCUUGCAGGGGGGCUAAGUUAGGGGAACAGGACUAUAGCUGCCCUACCACGCUGUUACACCAACCAUCUAUGGAACAAUCACAAACCCCACAUCUACAUUCUACUACAGUUCCGUUACACCAACCAUCAACCUCACGACCACAUUCUUCUACAGUGCCUCAGUGUCAGUCACAGAUACAGCCACCACAGCUGCCUGUAGUCCAUCCCCUAUCAGUUCACCACUAUCGGCCUCCUCCCCACUACCCACAGCAGCCAAUACCGCGGCAGUGUUUACACACACAGCCCCACCCACAGGCAACACAGCAGCAGCAACAGAGCCAUCUAAAUGGACAGGUAUUGCCAAACCAACAGCAGCAGCAGCAGCUGUGUAACAGACUGAAGCACAUGCAGGUGACUGGGACGGGUUCAAUAACACAAAGACAGAAUGACAUCACCAAGCAGCAGCAGAUUCCUCCAUUGUUCAAUGUGGAGCAGCCAGGGGGGCUCCAGACUCACCACGGCCACCCCCAGCAUGGGCACCUCUGCCUGGGGGAAGCUUCCCUGGGCCUCCCCUACAGGAACCAGCUGAACACUUUGUCUGUUAGCCACUCUUCAGUGCUCUCCUCCUAUGUACCCACCACGGGCCUCCAGAGCCAGGGGGUGGACGGAGACCUCAUGCCCCAGAAUUUUGAGGAGUUGCUGGGCAGCCUGGAGUCCAGUGGUCCCCGAGGGACAGAGGAUGGUAGGGGAGCGCUCCAGUGGAGUGUGGUGGAGGCCCUGGGUGUGUUCCAGCAGCAGAGGCACCUCCCUGACGGCCUGGCUCAGUCUCAGGCCACCAGCCAGGGCUGCGCUCAGCAUGCCUAUCCCCUGGCUAUGGGGCUCAGCCAGGUCAAUAGAGCAGAGUGGCCAUUCACCACACAGGUAAGAAAGGUGACACUAACCUGGGUAGUGUUCAUUAGGCGUCAAACAGGUAAAGGGGGUCCUACCUGAACUUGUCUAAUAAAAAUGCUAAUAAAUACGAAAUUGUGCCCCAAGGAACAAGAUCAAAUUUAUUUAUAAAGUCCUUUUUUACAUCAGCAGAUGUCACAAAGUGCUUAUUCAGAAACUCAGCCUUAAACCACAGACAGCAAGCAAUGCAGAUGUAGCAGCACCGGGACUAGGGCCCUGAACUAAUUAUGUAAAAUGUUAGACCUAUGCGCUUUACUUCCUCUAGCUAUAUGCUCAUCAUAUGAACGUUGAAUACCAAUGCCACAUACUUACUCACGCAUCAGAUUUACCAAGGGAAUGAGACUUUAGAAACAGAAGGUCAUUAUCAUUUGAUCAUUGAAAGCCAGUGGGUAUUUACACAUCAAGGCAAUUUAGACCAGAAAAGGGAGGCUUAGCUAAGUCGGCCAUUUUC
Molecule: messenger RNA, 3737 nt
Organism: Oncorhynchus mykiss (rainbow trout)
Lineage: Eukaryota; Metazoa; Chordata; Actinopteri; Salmoniformes; Salmonidae
Source: RefSeq, a predicted model, not a curated record